AUGCGACGACUGAAGGCCAGGGCCACUGAGCUGUACCAGAAGGGAGUCUUCCGUGCUGCCUCCAGCCAGGUGGUGCUGUCGGGCUUGGGGCAAGUCUUCGAGACGCGGAGUGUCCCGGACUUUCGGAGCACCAUCCCGGUAAAGGACGUGGAUGUGUUCAUCAGCCAUUCCUGGUCCGCUGGCCGGUGGGAGAAGUACCUGGCCCUGUGCUACUUUCUGAAUAUCGGUUUGGCAGCAAAGGCAGCAGCCGCAUCUGCCAUGCUUUCCGAAGCCCUGAUGCUGGUUUUUCCCGAUAUGUCCAUCCACAUGAUGUUCCUUUUGCUGCUGGACCUGCCAGUUGUUGCCUUCUUCUUGUUCUUCUUCUUUGGGCAGCACCUCACUUGGGGAGUCUGGGGUCCCCGCUUCUGGCUGGACAAGCUUUGUGUGGACCAAACCGAUGAGACAACGAAGGCCGAAGGGAUCGCAGGCUUGCCCACGAUCGUGGCGAACUCCUGUGAAUUGCUCGUCCUGUGGGACAAGUCAUACUACGAGCGGCUUUGGUGCAACUUUGAGCUGUCGAUUUUCUUCAAAGGAAACGGUCUCAAGAAUUUGCGGCUUGUGCCACUGUGGCUCACUCCGUGGCUGCUGACGACGAUGUUGCUCUCCUACGUUUCGGCUCGCCUCGUUGCUGUCUUCACUGAGUCUGAACCCAGCUUCGGCGUCAAUGACACCACCAAACUCUCCGGAGUUGCGGGCAACGCGCUGGUAUUCGGUCUGAAGCGGUUCUGUGGGUAUGCAGUGGCAAGUCAAGCCUAUCUUUGCUUCUGUCUGCCGCCAAUCAUUGUCGGCAUCGUCUCCUUUCAACAGAAGCUGAACGGACACCGAGAUAUGCUGGAAAGCAUGAAGUCCUUCGAUGUACGCAACGCCAAGUGUACCGUGGAGAAGGACCGUUCAGUCAUCGAGGCUCAAGUUGCAGAGCUCUUCGACGGAUUGGAGGAUCCCAUUAUCGCUGUGCCCAUCGACGCGGAGAAGUCAGGCGAGGACGAGCGGCAGGAGCUCAUCGACUUAUCCUUGACCUACUCAGCUCGGCUAGCUGUGCGCUCCGUCACGGGCUUUGCGAACCAUGAAGACUGCCUGGAAGAGUUCAACAAGUACGUACAAGGCCCAAUGCGUGCUGCAGUUGUCGAAGACCUUGGGGACGUGACGGACAUACCUUAUGCUGUCUGUCUGCUGGCCAUGUUUCCCUGGACCUUGUCGUUUGCUCCCGUUUCUUGGGCUGGAAGGCCUUCACUUCACGCGCUUGGCUAUCAAUCUGACUUCGAGUAUUCGGUCGUAAUGCUGAUUGAAUUCCUGUUCUUCAUGCUGGUGUACCCGGCAGCAUAUCCCUAUUUGCUUCGAUGUGUCCGAUGUCUCGACAGCCUCGACCCUGGCUUUCUGCGUGCCUCCUCGGCCUUCGUCUGUGGAUUACUGAUUUUCAGUCUUGUGCAGCUUGAGAAUGCUUUUGCAGCCACGACUUUGGAGAGCUUCACAUUCACACGGCAUCCAGCUUUCCUUGGCCUCUUCGUGCUCACAGUUGUCGCCGCCAUCUUCCAACACUGUGUGCUCUUUGGUGCCGGGUGGCCACAAAAGUCCAGCAGGGAAGUUGGGAUGCAGGCUUGA
This is a messenger RNA of Symbiodinium sp. CCMP2592, 1638 nucleotides long. Lineage: Eukaryota; Dinophyceae; Suessiales; Symbiodiniaceae. The record is from the annotation of a GenBank genome assembly.